Molecule: messenger RNA, 4823 nt
Organism: Zophobas morio
Lineage: Eukaryota; Metazoa; Arthropoda; Insecta; Coleoptera; Tenebrionidae
Gene: FBXO11
Product: F-box only protein 11
Exons: 8
Coding region: 1-2802 (933 amino acids)
Biological process (GO): regulation of apoptotic process; ubiquitin-dependent protein catabolic process
Molecular function (GO): protein binding; zinc ion binding
Source: RefSeq, a predicted model, not a curated record
AUGCCGAGCGCCUCCUUCACGGCCUCCAGGUCGUACGUGCGGAGGUCCCGCAGGAAGGGCGCCAACAGGAUCCCCACGCCCUCGAGGACCACGUCUGCAGAGCCAUGUGAACCUUCCUGUCCUGUACCUAACCAAAACAUUCCAGCACCUACGGCAGCCGCUCCGGGCUCGGGGGGGCCUUCAGCACUGGCCCCUGGGAGCAGCGGCGGUGCCAUUCCAGCCCAUCACUCUCCCUACGACCUUCGACGUAAGUCUCCGUCCCAUCACGACGGUCCAGGGCCCAGCACUAGCGCAGCAACCGCCGGAUCGCCGACGUCGCCGGCAACCCCAACGGCACCCGCCCAAGGAUACACUUCUGCCAUGCUUCCGGCAAGGAAACGUCCUAGACGGACGUGCUCCGCUUCGUACGAAAAUUGUACCAAUACAGCAGCUCAUUAUUUGCAAUAUGAGCUCCCCGAUGAAGUUUUGCUCACGAUAUUCAACUACUUACUCGAACAAGAUUUGUGUCGCGUCAGUCAGGUUUGCAAGCGUUUCCAGGCAAUCGCCAACGAUACCGAAAUCUGGAAGCGCCUGUAUCAGAGCGUCUAUGAAUAUGAUCUGCCAUUAUUCAAUCCCGCACCUUGCGUUUUCCAAUUCAUAAGUCCCGAGGAGUCAGAUUUAGCAAAUCCUUGGAAGGAAUCGUUCCGGCAGUUGUAUCGAGGCAUUCACGUCAGACCGGGUUACCAAGAUUUAACGUUUAAAGGAAGAAAUCUUGUCUAUUUCAAUACAAUUCAAGCGGCAUUAGAUUAUGCAGACGAGCGUAGUGGUAGUAACGGUACAACCGGAUCGGUUUCUGGAUCCAGUGGACAUUCGGAAGGCACUAAUCAAGGAGCUUUAAUUUUUCUUCAUGCUGGAACUUAUCGCGGAGAAUUUCUCGUUAUUGACGAUUCGGAUAUAGCUUUGAUUGGUGCUGCUCCCGGAAACGUCGCUGAGUCGGUCAUUUUAGAGCGAGAAUCAGAAUCAACAGUUAUGUUUGUGGAAGGAGCCAAAAAUGCGUACUGCGGCCAUUUGACGUUGAAGUUUUCGCCAGACGUCACUUCGACCGUACCUCAUCACAAGCACUACUGUUUAGAAGUAGGAGAAAAUUGUAGUCCUACAAUUGAUCAUUGCAUCAUUAGGAGUACCUCUGUGGUCGGUGCAGCCGUUUGUGUUAGCGGUACUGGAGCUAAUCCGAUCAUUCGUCAUUGUGAUAUAAGUGAUUGUGAAAAUGUGGGCUUGUAUGUAACUGACUUUGCGCAAGGAACUUACGAAGAUAACGAAAUCAGUAGAAACGCUUUGGCUGGUAUUUGGGUUAAAAAUAAUGCUAAUCCAAUCAUGCGCAGGAAUCACAUACAUCACGGAAGGGAUGUUGGGAUAUUUACUUUUGAUAACGGAAUGGGAUAUUUCGAAGCCAACGACAUCCACAACAACCGCAUCGCCGGUUUCGAAGUUAAAGCCGGCGCUAACCCCACCGUGGUCCAGUGCGAGAUCCACCACGGCCAAACUGGCGGCAUCUACGUCCACGAGAACGGUCUCGGUCAAUUCAUCGACAACAAGAUCCACUCGAACAACUUCGCCGGCGUCUGGAUAACCUCCAACAGUAACCCCACGAUCCGACGUAACGAAAUCUACAACGGCCACCAAGGCGGCGUGUACAUUUUCGGCGAAGGUCGCGGCUUGAUCGAGCACAACAACAUCUACGGUAACGCGCUCGCCGGCAUACAAAUACGGACUAAUAGUGACCCCAUCGUGCGCCACAACAAGAUCCACCACGGCCAGCACGGCGGCAUCUACGUCCACGAGAAGGGCCAGGGCCUGAUCGAGGAGAACGAGGUGUACGCGAACACGCUGGCCGGUGUGUGGAUAACCACCGGCAGCUCGCCGGUGCUGCGACGCAACCGCAUCCACUCCGGCAAGCAGGUGGGAGUUUAUUUCUACGACAACGGCCACGGGAAGCUCGAGGACAACGACAUCUUCAACCACUUGUACUCGGGCGUGCAGAUCCGGACCGGCAGCAACCCGGUGAUCCGCGGUAACAAGAUCUGGGGCGGGCAGAACGGCGGCGUGCUGGUGUACAACGGGGGGCUGGGACUGCUCGAGCAGAACGAGAUCUUCGACAACGCGAUGGCCGGCGUGUGGAUCAAGACGGACUCGAAUCCGACGCUUAAGCGCAACAAAAUAUUCGACGGACGCGACGGCGGCAUCUGCAUCUUCAACGGCGGCAAGGGGAUACUGGAGGAGAACGACAUAUUCAGGAACGCUCAGGCUGGCGUGUUGAUCUCCACCCAGAGUCAUCCUAUACUGAGGCGUAAUCGAAUCUUCGACGGUCUCGCUGCCGGGGUCGAAAUCACGAAUAAUGCGACCGCGACGCUCGAAUCGAAUCAAAUCUUCAAUAAUCGGUUUGGUGGCUUGUGUUUGGCGAGUGGUGUGCAACCGAUUGUUCGUGGAAAUAAAAUUUUCAAUAAUCAAGAUGCUGUAGAGAAGGCUGUGGCAAAUGGACAAUGUUUGUACAAGAUAUCCAGUUAUACGUCGUUUCCGAUGCACGAUUUCUAUAGGUGUCAAACGUGCAACACGACGGAUCGGAAUGCUAUUUGCGUUAAUUGUAUCAAAACGUGUCACGCCGGACACGACGUCGAGUUCAUAAGGCACGACAGAUUCUUUUGCGAUUGCGGAGCUGGCACGUUGACGAAUCAAUGCCAACUGCAAGGAGAGCCAACUCAGGAUACGGACACACUGUAUGACUCGGCCGCGCCAAUGGAAUCUCACACAUUGAUGGUCAACUAAAGGAUAUCACAUCUAUAAUUCUCUUUUCGCCGUACUAUUAAUUUAUUCCUAAUCUCCAUGACAGAAGGAAAAAAUAAAAGUGUUCAUAACUGUGUCGAUACCUGUAUUUAUAUUGAUUUAUCGUGAAGAACACGUGACAGAAGAUACUUAGUGUUGUUUUUGCACAAAUCCGUGUUUGGUGUUUUACAAAGCUUAGCAAUAUUACAGCACGACUGAUCAGUUUACACCACUUUAGAGUUAGACAAUCAACACAGGCGCUUCCAAAUGACCAAUGAUUUGAUCUUUCUUUUGUUAUUUCUUUCUCUCAAAAUAUGUUCAUUUCGUCGUCAUCAUUUUGCGAAUUUAUGUUACUUUAAAAAAGGAAUGUAUCUCCACCAAAGGGUAUCUUCAUCACAAUGUUUAGUGAAACUUUUACAUUCGUUUUCUUUAUAUUUAUUUAAAAAUAUGUUAAGUUCUGUUGUUGUGUUACGAUAUUUAUGGAAAAUGGUUGUAUUAAUUUGAAGAACCAUUUUUCUCUCGAAUCUCAAAGGUGUCUCAAAUAUUAAACAAAAGAAGGAUGAUACACCAUAAUUUAUAGCAAUACUUCAUUUACUAUUAUUUAUUUUGCCUUUUGGUCAGUGUACAAUAAUAAUUUCUUACAGUUAAAAGUGUUAUAUACAUACUAUAAAUCCAGUAAGUAAGAUUUGUACAGGUUUACUUGUUAGAAUUGAAAAUAUUGCUGUUUAAGUUUAUAUUUAAGUUAAUUACUGUUAUUAUUAUUUCAAUUAUUUAUUUUAUUUAGUUUAAAUUUUCGUACAGGAAGCUGUAGCCAUUCAGAAAACGAUGUGUUCUUAACAUUUGCAAGUGCCCAAGAUCCCGUUGUUUCUUUGAGUUGGCGAUAUGAAGAAAUAUUUUCUAACGAAAGUUUAUGAGUGGCUAUAUUGUUUUGUACUUUUAUUGUAUUAGAGAACAUAGCUUUAAAUAUAUCUGAUGUAUAUAAAAGGUUGUGCGAUUGAUUACAGUUGAGAUUCAGAGUGUUGUGUGUGAAAGUCUGACAAGAGUUUUGUUGUGUUUAUACAAAAGAACAAAAACGUUAUUGCAUGUAUGACAAAUAAUGUAAAAUAUCAGUAUUUAAAAAAAGUAAUUUGGUCUUAGGAAACUUGAAAACAAACUGGUUGUUUGAUAGGAAUGUGUAAGUUAUGUGUAUGUACGUUGUAUAUAUAUAUAUACAAAAAAAAAAAUGAAACGCAAUCAAUAAUUUAACCAAGAGCUUUCAAUAUAUGAUUUCACAAUUACAUAAACAGGCUGACCAACACAAGAAACCCAACAUUUUGAUCUGGGACGCCUGUACUGUUAUAUAUUGUAUAGGUACAAUAAAUAAAGUGCAGUUUAAAAACUGGUGCCAUAUUCACAUUUACACAUUUAUCAAGUAGCUAGCUGAAAUACCCAUAGAUAAUUAAUAAUGUAAGUCAUAGUGUAAUUCUUUUUAUACCAUUUUCUUACGUUGACUGAUGUAUACAUAGAUGGUUUAGUGAAAAAAUUAAUUUAAAAUUAAUUCUUGCCACAGCUGGGUGAAGACACUGGAUGGUGCAACGAUGACUUUUAUAAUGGUAUUGUGAUUUGUAAAUGGCAAAACAUUGUUAUGUAAGAAAGUAGCUGAUAUAUAUACGAAUUCCAUAGUUAUUUUAAGAGUAACUCUUUUCCAAGUAAUUUUUAUUGUUGUAUGAGGAAUAGGGUUUUGAUUUAUUGUAAAAAUCAUGGGAGGCUCACAAUUAGAAGAUGUAAAUUUGUGACUACUCAAAUUGUAAACAGUUCAAAAUACGACCCUACUUACAUUUAUGUUUUGAUAUGACUGAUGUCUGUGUAUAUCAUGUUGUAACAUACUGUCCUUUUCUAUAAUUAUACUAAUUCUAAAAUUUAAGUUAGAUAAGUAUUACUUAAGUGUCAGGCUUAUAGAUCAACUGACAAGAGGUCUUUUCGUAGAUAGCUAGCACUGUAUUGUACUGUGUACAUUAUAUAAAAAUAUAUGGCUAAUUAUCGAA